UGGCCGUGUUUGAUCAGGUGCUGUAGAUGAUCAAGUGUGCAAUGCAUGGUGAGGUGGCUGCUCAGUUGGACUAACUCAUCACUAUGAGUGUGCUGCAGCUGUGCAAUGAACAGGAGAUUGAGCCGGGGUCUAGCGAGCUGAAGGAUUUGACUUUGCUCCAUUCAUCGAUGAACUACAACUACGGUCGCAACCUCAACCCACCUCAGCUGCCUCGGCCGUUGACCAAGAGCUGGAAGCUACGAACUCCUGAAAGUGACAAAGAUUAUAAGAAGACUGCAUGUGACAGAGAGAGGUCUAGGAUGAGGGACAUGAACAGAGCGUAUGAAGCUCUACGUAGCAGACUGCCCAUCUGUAAACCUCCAGGAAAGAAGUUGUCAAAGAUAGAAACCCUGAGAAUGGCAAUUAGAUACAUUUACCACCUGCAGAGUUGUCUGGAUGAUGACAUGAAGCUGGAGUCACUAGACCCCGAGAUGUUGGAGUAUCAAGAUGCCUCUCCCUCCACAUCCUGGGCAGCUGUCCCCUACUUUGGACAUUCAUACAUCAACUAUCCGCUAGAGCCACCCGCCUACCACUCAUCCUACAAGAAGCCUAGAUACGACUUGUAGCCUACAAUCUCAACUAGCAUUCCUUUAAGACUCUUGUAUGUUUGUGAUUUCAAAUUUGUUCUAAAUGAAACAAAGGGUAAGUUAAUUUUAAUUUGCAAUACCUAAAAUCAUCUAAUCUUGUUAUGUUGCAAAUAUGUACAGUCAACUAAGUAGACCUUAUGCAAUUUGGUCUGAAAAUAUUUGAUACAAAGUUUCUAUUCUACCCAACCCAAUGACCACUAUUAACAAAUGUUGCAUUUUCUAUCGGACCAUAUUUGUGCAGUCUACUCUAAAUGGUAGCUGUUUGAAACACUGUCUGGGUGAACUUUGUGUAAUGCUUUUGGAUAAAUGUGCCCAAUUUCAGGUGCAUAUGGGUUCUUUUCCGUUAAUUCACCACCACUACUUUUACUUUCUCCCCCAUACCAUAGUAUAUGGCAAAAAUUUUGUUUAUUGCAAUUCCGAUAUUUCUGAAUACAUCAAUUAUAAAAUGAAACUAUUCCAAACCAACCUAACCAACCAAACUUGCUGAUUAUGAACAAAUUCUGGUAGGUAGUGAAUAAACGGAACUACAAUUAAAAAAAUUAGUGGUGUAGUGAAUUAAUGGAAAAAGACCGUCUUAUGUAUUCGUUUAUAUUCCUGCUAAUCUGCAUUUAUUGUACAACAUUACAUUUGAAUUACAAUGACAUUGUGAUAUCAAAAUGUUUCAUGCAACAGAAAACCUAAGCAUAAAUAAAACUCAUAUUUGUUGGGCGACUGACCUAUAAAUGCUUUGACAUGAAGUAUUGCUUGUAAAUUAAUACGUAUAUGGUUUUUACAUAUACAUUCAAUUGUAGAUAUAUGUAGAUGCGAGAUUCAUUUAGUGAUUUAAACUUCUUUUCUUAAAGCUUAUUUUUGUAGAUAUCAAAUGGUUCUGUAAACAUUUACAUAUUCUAAAUAUCUUUGGUAAUAUUUUCAAACCUGUUUAGUGUACCUUGUUAUAUUAUAUUUGUUAAAUAAAUGUGUGAUAUUUGUUUACAGUUUUUAA
Macrosteles quadrilineatus (aster leafhopper) is the source of this 1608-nucleotide messenger RNA. It is a transcript of the gene sage, whose product is annotated as pancreas transcription factor 1 subunit alpha. Gene Ontology annotation, molecular function: DNA-binding transcription factor activity, RNA polymerase II-specific; protein dimerization activity; RNA polymerase II cis-regulatory region sequence-specific DNA binding. Gene Ontology annotation, biological process: regulation of transcription by RNA polymerase II; mesoderm formation. NCBI's taxonomy places the organism in Eukaryota, Metazoa, Arthropoda, Insecta, Hemiptera, Cicadellidae. The record is from RefSeq and is a predicted model, not a curated record. Gene Ontology annotation, cellular component: nucleus. The transcript is spliced from 4 exons. The coding region runs from base 84 to 605 and encodes 173 amino acids.